This is a messenger RNA of Tachysurus fulvidraco (yellow catfish), 1966 nucleotides long. RefSeq names its product P2Y purinoceptor 11-like. Gene Ontology annotation, molecular function: neurotransmitter receptor activity; G protein-coupled ATP receptor activity. The record is from RefSeq and is a predicted model, not a curated record. NCBI's taxonomy places the organism in Eukaryota, Metazoa, Chordata, Actinopteri, Siluriformes, Bagridae. Gene Ontology annotation, cellular component: plasma membrane. Gene Ontology annotation, biological process: cellular response to ATP; calcium-mediated signaling; G protein-coupled receptor signaling pathway. Bases 340 to 1293 code for a protein of 317 amino acids. The transcript has 2 exons.
UAAAAAUCUGCGUUUUUGUUUUUAGGGUGAAUUUUUAACAUUGCGUCAUGGGUCUGCGGAUGAAAAAUAGUCUUUUUGGCUAACUCGUUUUCAUUUACAGCCUUGUUUAUUAAUGUGUAUCUUUCACAGGAUAGCAUAGGAUAAGUGUAAGACAGCAGUGUCUGUAUUAGCAAAAAGAGGAAAUGAAAUUAUGCUAUAGAGUAGAUGUGAUAUUCUCACUAAUACAAACAUAGACAACACUGGCUAUCUGGGCACAUCUGUGAACAGACUACUAGCGAGCUGGACGACAAGUUUAGUACCAAACAUUUUAUCAAGACAGAUUCAAGGAGUCUCCGUAAAAUGAACAGAAACAGCAGCUGUAACAGUACAUUUUCUAAGGACUUGUUACCUCCUAUCUACACUGUAGAGAUGUGUGUGGCACUGGUGGGGAACAUACUGGCACUGUGGCUGCUUGUGACUAAGGAGAAGAAGAACUGGCAUAUGGGCGUAGUGUUCUCCUGCAACCUGAUCAUCAGUGACAUCCUUUAUGCCCUCACACUCCCACUUCUCAUCGUCUACUAUUCAAGAAGACGGGUCUGGGUAUUUGGUAAUGCACUCUGCAAAAUAGAGCGUUUUCUUUUCACCUGUAAUCUCUACGUCAGCAUUUACUUCUUCAUGUGCAUCAGUGUCCAUCGAUACCUGGCCAUUGUUUAUCCAAUUUUUACACGCAAACACAUUCGCCCAAAACACGCCAAGAUCAUCAGUGUGUUUGUCUGGAUAUUUGUUGCAAUCAUUUCAUCUCCAGUCCUCUACUAUUCAGGUCUGAAUAAGGUCAGAUGUUCCUUAUUUGCAAAUUACAGAAGUAAAGCACUUAAACCUACCAAGACAACCUACAGAUUGUUUAUGGCAGUUACAGGCUGUUUGGUCCCUUUUGUAAUUACUUUUGGAUCCUAUUUUGGUGUAAUAAUGGCUGUUUUUAAAAAUGCAAAUAUCACCUCACUGCAGAAGAAAAGAGUGGCACUAAUUGUGGGUUUAGGUUGCAUCCUGUACACCGUGUCGUUUGUCCCCUUUCACAUUCUGCAAAUAUGGAAUUUUAAACUGAUGAACACUGGUAAGGUCAAUUGUUAUGUGCUUAAUGGAUACCAAGUGUCAAAGGCAUUAGCCUGCCUGAACAUGUGCCUUCAUCCCAUCCUGUACAUGGCUGUGUUUGACAGUAUCAGAGCAGUGUGCUGCAGAAGGAGCUCAAAUGUAUCAAGCAUACAAAUCACAGGAGAACACUCACUGAAAGAAAUUGAAUUGAAAUACAGAGACUGAGACUACACAACAUUCUGUUUUGGUUUGGAUUUAUGUUUGGGGUCAUUAUCCAGAUGAAAUUUUCAUCUAUCUGUCAGUUUUGGGCUUUAAUGGUACUGUAGUUAUUAAAAUUGAUAAAACACAGCGUUAAUGUUGUACCUUCAUAUUUUAUUUUACAGUGAGUUUGAGGAAUUUUCCUUUUAUGAAAUUGCUAUUGUUGUUGAUGUCUCAAUAUCUAAACAACUUCCAGUCGUAGAUCCAUCUCAGUUCUUCAAAAUAGUUUGUUGUUGUGGAGAUCGUGUUUAGAAAAGGGUAUUGAAACUUAAAAUCACACCAACUGUGUAAUUCUGAUGCUUUCAACUUGUGUUCUUCAGCAGCUUUAGCUUUGGUUUGUCAAGCUUGCAGUGGACAUUUAGAUUGAUACUUUUGAUUAUUUAAGAGUAAAUGCUGUGAGUACAAAAUGGCGAAAGUUGAAGAAGAAGCUCAAAUUCUUCUUAUCUUUGUUUAUUUUGUACAGUGCAAAUACAAAAACAGCGCUUGUUCAUUUUUUAUUUAAAAUAGAUUAUAUUGAUGUGCUACUGUCCCUGUCUUUAGCAAAUGAGAUAAAACUGCAUGAUAAAAGCUGUAUCUUUAGUUUUCUGCUAAUAUAAACGAUUAUAGAAAUUUUUUCAGUCUUUGUUUUAGACAUGUUUUA